This is a messenger RNA of Oncorhynchus masou masou (cherry salmon), 2922 nucleotides long. RefSeq names its product tudor domain containing 15 (gene tdrd15). The record is from RefSeq and is a predicted model, not a curated record. NCBI's taxonomy places the organism in Eukaryota, Metazoa, Chordata, Actinopteri, Salmoniformes, Salmonidae. The transcript is spliced from 5 exons. Bases 1 to 2922 code for a protein of 973 amino acids.
AUGGCAUUCCCGUGCGCUCUUUCCUGCCUGAAUGGACAAGAUAAGGCAGUGAAGAUCCAGCAGCUGACUUGCUUCAAGAAAGGAUUGCUGGGUGGAGUAUUAGAUGUUGAAAUCAAUGGCUUUGACAAAGAGCAGAAUCUCUAUUCGGUCACAGUGCUCAGUGCUGAAGACUAUGCAGCUGUUGAGGCCGGGCCAAUUCAAGAUGUCCCUGGACAAAGGGAGUGCGACUUUGUUCUUGAAAGUGAGCCUGCUUUCCCUCUAAAUGGCUACCUGUAUUAUGAGACCGCAAUAAUUCAAGCAAUGGAUAAUUCAGUCAUUGUUGAGGAAAUGCAAGAGGACUCUGUGUUUGAAGGAUACGUGGAGCAUGUCCUGAAUCCAGGUGCGUUCUGGUUGAGAACACAGAAACGCAACAAAGACUUUGAAGAGAUGAUGGAGAACAUGGCCAAGCACUUCAGCCAAGUCCAAUUGGAUGAAGAAAUUCUGGAGAAUCCAGAGCCUGGUGCACUUUGCUGUGCAAUGUAUGAGCUGGAUAUGCAUUACUACAGAGCAAUGGUGACAGACACUCUUGACAAUGGAGCUGAAGUAUUUUUCAUUGAUUUUGGAAAUACAGAAAAGGUACCACGCAUGUGCAUCAAGCAGAUCCCGGACAAGUUUGCUAUUGAACCAGCAUUUGCCCUGAAUUGUUCUCUGGUGAAUGUCAUGCCUUUCGACGAUGUAUGGACGAUCUCUGCAACCGACUACUUCCGACGAGCAGUCUCCAGCAAAACUCUCCUUGUGCAUGUUGUCCACAUAAGGAAAGAUCUAUAUGUGGUUGAUUUGUAUGAGCGUGAAAACAACUCAUCACAAAGAGCAUCAAAGAGCAUCACAGAGCUCUUGACCACAACAAAUCAUGCAGAAUUUUGGAAAUACACUCCUUCGGCGCCUGUGAUACCUAAGAGCGAGAUGGAGAAGAAAAUGAUGAAACCGAAGACCGAUUUUUGGUGCCAGCUGGAAAGCAAGAUCCCCAACUUGGAGGACAUGAUGGAAGCGAUUCAGCGGCACAAACAUGACAUUUGCGAACACCAGGACUCCAAUCAACUCCAAUCAACAACGUUUGGACCAUCUAUGGAGGCCGUGAAGGAUAUGGCCAUUCCAUCACAGGAUAUAAGAGCCGGACAGACAGAGAGUGGGACAUUGUUGUCCGUCUUGGAGAAUGGAGAUCUAUAUCUAAGACUCCACAGCACCACAGAACAGUUUACUGUACUUGAGAAUCUCAUAGUUGAACAUUUGUCUAAGUGCAAAGUCAUGUCUGAGAAGAAUGUCAAAGAAGGACUUCAAUGCUUGGCAAAAUCAACCAAAGAUGACCAGUGGCACAGAGCAGUUGUACGGCAUGCAUCUAUUGACCAAGGAAAAUGCGUUGUGUUCCUUGUGGAUCAUGGCACUGCAGAGGACGUUCCAAUGGGCUGCAUCAAAGACCUCUGUAAUGACAUCAAGCAAACUCCUGUGCAAGCAGUCUUGUGCAAGUGGAAUAGCCCUGGCCUCCCUAUCAGCGACGCUUAUGAGAUAUUGAAGAAAACUCUGAAACAAAUGGUAGGCAAGGAUGUAAAACUGAUGUUUGUGUCCUACUCUGAAGCUGAUAACUUGUGGAUGGUCGAAAUCAUGAUAAAUGGACUGUUCCUUGUUCAGCAAAUGAAGACUGCAACUUCUGAAUUUACUGAAGAAAGACCAAUCCCCACAAAGACUCAAACUGUAACCCCAAAAGAGAAAAACUCCAACUUGGACAACAGUCCCCAGAGGUUCUUCCUUUCCCCAGUGAACAUGGAUCUGGGAUACUCCGGCUUUGCAGCUGCAGUCACCACACCAAGUGAAUUCUACAUUGUUCUGGAAGAUUUGCUUCUCAUCAUGAACAAUGUGUCUACGAUUCUUGAGGAUCUUCCAAAGGAGCUGUUGCCAUUGCAUGAAGAACACCUAAUUCCAGGGUCAUGCUGCCUUGUGAGGUCUGAUCGUAAGAACAAAUGGUGCCGAGCUGAAAUCGUCCAUUCCGAUAGCACAGUGGUUGUGAUCAAUUUGGUUGACUAUGGCCAUUGUGUGGACAUGCCGUACAAAGAUUGGUCUGAGCUGAGAAGACUUCCUGACCAGUUGACCAGGCUACCAAAGGUCACGUAUCCAUGCACUUUGAGAGGAGUAAAAUCAGUCGAGGGGCAAUGGACAGAUGAAGCAGUUGUUUUCUUUCAAGAGUGCAUCUGUAAGAAAAACCUUCAAAUAUACUUCAGGCAGUACAUUUCUGAAGCACACUGGGAGGUGGACAUUGUAGCAGAUGGUGUUCACGUGGCUAAAGACCUGGUUGAUGCUGGCCAUGCAGAAUACAUCGACAUCAUGCUUGGACUGAGAUUUCAAGAACAACGCCCCAUCAGAGCCCCUGAACAGAAACUAGGCAUGAGUCGCGCAGAGAGAACAUCCAAAGUGGAACUGGAAAUGACACCACCUAGGACGAACAAAUUCCUGAGAAGACUGAAUGAAGAACGAGAACUCGAUGGACACACUUCAAGUGAGGCUGCCUUCCAUGGGCAAGGAUUUGAAAAAGCAAGCGAGAAGACAGCCAGUGCUACUGAGUACCCUGAUGGCCAAGGAGCAGAGAUGAUGACACACUGUAGCACAAUGACUGGAACAAGACAUUCUGAUGAGGGCCUCCUGAGUGACACCGCGUCACUACAGCCCCGGGUUCGAUACCAAGCUGUGUCAGAGCAGGCUGUGACCGGGAGACCCAUGAGGACGUGCACAAUUGGCCUAGCCUCGGCCGGGUUUUCCUUGCCCCAUCGUACUUCAGCGACUUCUUGUGGCGGGCCCGGCACCUGCAAGCUGACCUUUGUCACCAGUUGGACGUUCAGCAUCGUAGCCGACUUCUGUGGGCAAAUGCUCACCGAUGGCUACCAGUAUGCUUAG